Messenger RNA from Impatiens glandulifera, 2168 nucleotides. Its product is annotated as ALBINO3-like protein 1, chloroplastic. Gene Ontology annotation, cellular component: chloroplast thylakoid membrane. The record is from RefSeq and is a predicted model, not a curated record. Gene Ontology annotation, biological process: thylakoid membrane organization; protein insertion into membrane; protein localization to chloroplast. The transcript has 11 exons. Lineage: Eukaryota; Viridiplantae; Streptophyta; Magnoliopsida; Ericales; Balsaminaceae. Gene Ontology annotation, molecular function: membrane insertase activity. Bases 123 to 1733 code for a protein of 536 amino acids.
UCCACAAUCAGUCAAUACAAGUACAGGGGUCUAGUUGUCUCUUUCACUGGAUUCGCCAAUCUAGGGUUUGCAAUCCCCCAGGACAACGAACUUCAAGUCCCCCACACACACCCAUCAAAAAAAUGGCUUCUUUUCUCUCUUUAGCUUCAGGACCUAACCUGGUUCUCUCUCCUUUUCCCGGGAGAAGCACAACUCCAAGCCCUUUUCUGCAGCAACCCCUAUUUUCCUCUUCAUCAAGUCAGCGCCCUUUCCUGCGCGGCAAUCUUUCCGUGGUUCGUCUCGGGUUGGGGCAGGUUCAAUUUCCGGAUGAAGGUCUAGUUCGUGGUGUGUUGGAAAGGGCAGAAGGUUUCCUAUUUACUAUUGCUGACGCCGCCGUCUCUUCCUCGCCUCAGACGCUGACAGAUUCUGCCGCUAAACAGAGCAAUGAUUGGCUAUCUGGGAUUACAUAUUACAUGGAAAAUGUCCUUAAGGUGCUAAAGGAUGGGUUAUCUGGGUUACACGUUCCGUAUGCUUACGGUUUCGCAAUCAUUCUCCUUACGGUUCUUGUUAAAGCUGCAACAUUUCCUUUGACAAAGAAACAGGUAGAAUCAGGUAUGGCAAUGCGAUCUCUACAACCUCAAAUAAAGGCCAUUCAGCAACGGUACGCUGGAGACCAGGAGAAAAUUCAGCUUGAGACUGCUCGGUUGUAUAAACUAGCCGGCAUAAAUCCGCUAGCAGGAUGCUUGCCAACUCUUGCCACUAUUCCUGUUUGGAUUGGGCUAUAUAGAGCCCUCUCAAAUGUUGCAGAUGAGGGACUCCUGACAGAGGGCUUUUUCUGGAUUCCUUCAUUGGCUGGUCCUACUACCAUUGCAGCUCGACAGAGUGGGAGCGGCAUCUCCUGGCUUUUCCCUUUUGUAGAUGGACAUCCUCCACUUGGAUGGUCAGAUACUUGCACAUAUCUUGUCCUGCCUCUUCUGCUCAUUGUCUCUCAAUACAUUUCUGUUCAAAUCAUGCAGUCCUCCUCCUCGCAGAAUAAUGACCCAAACAUGAAGAGUUCACAAGCCCUUACCAACUUUCUUCCCCUAAUGAUUGGUUAUUUUGCUCUUUCAGUUCCUUCUGGAUUAAGCCUUUAUUGGCUGACAAAUAACAUUUUGAGUACAGCGCAACAGGUGUGGCUUCAAAAAUUAGGUGGUGCAAAGAAUUCAGCUGUUCUAGUCAGCGAUAGUUUCAUCAAGGAAGAGCCAUCUCAGUCUGUACUUGAAGAAGCAGCAACCACGGUCAAAAAGGAGAAUCGCGAAGAGACGUUGAUAACAAAUAGGCGUGGUGGGGGUCCUGGGGAAAGAUUUAAACAACUGAAGGAACAAGAAGCAAGGAGGAAAAAACAGAGGGAGGAAGAAAAGAGGAAAGCAGACGAAGAAGCAGCAACACAAACAAGGAAUGAUCAGGAAAUCGGAUCACUUAAGAGGAGGAUGGAAGGUGGAAGUGAAUGUGAAUGUGAAUGUGAUUCCGAGAAUGGAACUAGUGAUUCAGCUAAUGGUUUCGGAGGCGGCGGCAGCAGCUCUUCCACAUUGGAAACUAAUAAUAAUAAUAAUAGUAAUAGUAAUAGAGUGAUUGGCAAUUUUUCUGCUGAUGGUCAUAACUGUCAACAACGUCUUGGUGAGAAGGAGGAAGAAGUUGUUGGUGCUGUAGACCAUGAUGAGAGUUCUGGUGAAAGAACAAGUAACAAGGAGGAGGAGGAGGGAAGUAGUCAAUGAUGAUACUCUUGGCUUAACUAUUUUUUUUUAUAAGAAGAAGAAGAAGGUUCACUGACUCACUCACCCAUGUAUGCUGCUGCUGCUGCUGCUGCUGCUGCUAUGAUCAUAAUAAUUAGCCUGGCUCCCCACCCAAGUCUCUAGAUUAGUCAUUAGAUGCAUGCAUCUCCAAGGAAAGUAGGCACGUCCAUGGCAACUCAAAAGGUUGAGAAUAAUAGUCUCUUUUUCUUAUAGGCAGAUAGAUAGACUGUAUAAGCAAAGCAUAUCAUAGCAUAGCAUAUAUGAGCAUAUUGAAGAAAAAUCAAAGGGGGGUAGUAGGGGGUAUGUAAAAAGUGAGACCAUUUUAUUUUUUAUAUUUUUGUUUUGUUUUGCUUUGAAAAGGAUAUAGAUAUAUUAUUAUAAUUAGAAAAUGAAACUAGCAGCAGCAGUAUUGUGUGU